Linnemannia hyalina is the source of this 1974-nucleotide messenger RNA. The record is from the annotation of a GenBank genome assembly. NCBI's taxonomy places the organism in Eukaryota, Fungi, Mortierellomycota, Mortierellomycetes, Mortierellales, Mortierellaceae.
AUGUCAUUGGAUCCCAUACAGAUCGGCUAUAUGCCUCCCGCAGACAAGGUUACUGCCGACAAUGUCAUUAACCUUGUCAUGUACGGACAGACAAAGGCAUACGACUUUGUAGUCUCGCCCAUCAACAGCCCCAACUACUCGCGCGUGCUCUUUCCUGGUGAAGGCUCCCAGAGCCCUGCCUUGAUCGCCUGGAGAGCAGGACAGGAGGCGUUUAAGCCCGAGGACCUUGUUUUGCGCACUGCUGACCGUACCGACUACAUUGUGGGCACACUUUCAGACUGGCAGGACUUUGAUUCGCCGGACGCCAGAGUGCGACUUCACUCUGAACUGGCUUUGAAGCAACAGUUUAACUGGGCAGCACAUCUGGGACUAGGAGGUGUCAUGCUCCCUUACCCACCCUCAACACAGCCCCUCGCCAACUACGGACGCGUCUUGACAGGAUCCUUGUCUAUGCUCGCUUACACAUCCUGCUGGUUCAAGGUGCCUUGUAUGGACGAAAUCCUUGAGGCGGACGUAUCAGAGGACCUUCAGGGCAUGGAGAGCUGGGAGCGCUGGAACAGUUUGAGAAACAUGGCAGGAUCAGAGUCAAAGCUCGGGAUCGCCUUGGAGCUGUCGGGCGCGGUUCCCUCUGACCAAGUGCUGGAUCGUUGGUUCGCUGAACCCGUCAAGGCGAUUAUUUUGUCAGAGGAUAUCUUCCUCACCAAUAGCAAAGGAUACCCAGUUCUGAGCAAGCGCCACCAACAUGUUGUCAGGAAGUUCAUGAAGUACAAGCCGGCGUUCAUUCUUUCGUCGUCAUCGCUGCCAAAACUGGUCCUGGACGAGUUCUCUGAUGACAGUUUGGAGCAGAGCCUGGCAUCACCUCAUGCGGACUAUAUUCGAUACCUUCACCGCACACAGGAAGCACCAGGAGUCAUUGACCAGUUUGCGACCGGAUACCAGGACUACCUGCAGGCACCGUUGCAACCUCUUCAGGAUAACCUCGAGUCGAGCACCUACGAGACAUUCGAGAAGGAUCCUAUCAAGUAUCAGCAAUACGAGCUGGCAGUGGAGAGAGCAUUACUGGAUCGACCUGUGCCAACAGAUGGCAAACCAGAUGUCACUGUGAUCAUGGUCGUUGGGGCAGGGCGUGGACCCCUGGUGAAUUGCUCUCUCAGGGCAGCAGACAAGGCUGGGCGUAAUGUCAGAGUCUAUGCUGUCGAGAAGAACCCCAACGCAUUCGUCACAAUUCAAAAUAUGAAGGCGAACCUCUGGGGCGAUCGAGUUACCAUUGUGUUCUCGGACAUGCGGACAUGGAAGGCACCCGAGAAGGCAGAUAUUCUUGUGAGCGAGCUGCUAGGAUCGUUUGGCGACAAUGAGCUCUCGCCAGAGUGUUUGGACGGCGCGCAAAAGUUCUUGAAACCCGAUGGUAUCUCGAUCCCCGCAGACUACACAGCAUUUGUUGCGCCCAUGGCCUCGAACAAGUUGCACGCGGAUGUGUCGGCAUUUAAGGAUCUGGCGCACUUUGAGACCUCAUAUGUUGUGAUGUUCAAGGCGAUCUCAUUGCUGGCUCAGCCCAAGCCCAUCUGGGCCUUUGAACACCCCAACUGGGCGGACAUUCCCAUGGGUCAAGAUCCACUGAGCAAUCACCAUAACAUUCGGUCAGGAUCUAUCGAGUUCACAUCAGAGACCAGCGGGAUGCUUCACGGAGUAGCGGGAUACUUUGAAUCUGUCCUGUACAAGGACGUCAUGCUCAGUAUCAACCCUGUGACCCAUUCUCCAGGAAUGUUCAGUUGGUUCCCUAUCUACUUCCCAGUGAAGACGCCCCUCUACAUCCCCACAGGAGCUAAGGUGGUGCUGGACUUUUGGAGACUGACGGAUGUGCGCAAGGUGUGGUAUGAGUGGAGGGUGCGGUGUAGCGUUGACGGCGUAGGUGAGAUCAGCUCGACGGUGUUGCAUAAUGUUGGUGGACGAUCCAGCAGCAUCGGCCUUUAUUGA